Messenger RNA from Puntigrus tetrazona (Sumatra barb), 1641 nucleotides. RefSeq names its product opsin 6, group member a (gene opn6a). NCBI's taxonomy places the organism in Eukaryota, Metazoa, Chordata, Actinopteri, Cypriniformes, Cyprinidae. Gene Ontology annotation, molecular function: G protein-coupled receptor activity. The coding region runs from base 35 to 1255 and encodes 406 amino acids. Gene Ontology annotation, cellular component: membrane. The record is from RefSeq and is a predicted model, not a curated record. The transcript is spliced from 6 exons. Gene Ontology annotation, biological process: G protein-coupled receptor signaling pathway.
CAUUCAUGACUCUUUCGACGCUCGGGAAGCCGCUAUGUCUGCCCACAGCCCGCUUCAGGUGGCCAACAUCCCCUGGAGGAACAACAACUUCAGCCUGAUGAGCCGCGACCCGCCGCUGUCCGACCAGGGAGAGACCAUCAUCGGCGUCUACCUGCUCGUCCUGGGCUGGUUGUCGUGGUUCGGGAACAGCAUCGUGAUCUUCGUUCUGUUCAAGCAGAGAUCUUCUCUCCAGCCCACAGACUACCUGACGCUCAACCUGGCCGUCUCUGACGCCAGCAUCUCUGUGUUCGGAUACUCCCGAGGAAUCCUGGAGAUCUUCAACAUCUUCAGGGACAACGGAUACCUCAUCACCUCCGUCUGGACCUGCCAGGUGGACGGCUUCUUCACGCUGGUCUUUGGUCUGGGGAGCAUCAACACUCUGACCGUCAUCAGCAUCAGCAGAUACAUCAAGGGCUGUCACCCUAAUAAAGCUCACUGCAUCACUAACGCCACCGUGCUCAGCUCUGUGAUCUUCAUCUGGACAGGAGCCGUGUUCUGGUCCGGAGCCCCGAUCCUCGGCUGGGGAAGCUACACGGACCGUGGAUACGGCACCUGUGAGAUCGACUGGGUCAAAGCCAACUACUCCACCAUCCACAAAUCCUACAUCAUCUCCAUCCUCAUCUUCUGCUUCUUCAUCCCCGUCCUGAUCAUGCUCUUCUCGUACAUCUCCAUCAUCAACACGGUGAAGAGAGGGAACGCCAUGUCAGCCGAAGGAGACCUGACCGACCGGCAGCGCAAGAUCGAGAGAGACGUCACCAUCGUGUCUAUCGUGAUCUGCACAGCGUUCAUCCUGGCCUGGUCUCCGUACGCCGUGGUGUCGAUGUGGUCAGCCUGGGGUUUCCACGUCCCGAGCCUCACCAGCAUCUUCACGCGGCUCUUCGCCAAAUCCGCCAGCUUCUACAACCCCCUGAUCUACUUCGGCCUGAGCUCCAAGUUCCGGCGGGACGUGAACGUGCUGCUGCCGUGCGGAGGAGAGGCCCGGGACGGCGUCAAGCUCAAGCGCUUCAAGAAGAUCAAGGGCAGGGCGGACGGCCAGAGACUCCGAGCCGAGGAGAACCGAGACCUACAGAAGAACCAGAGGAAGUACGCCCCGGCCGACCCCGCCCCCAGCCCCGACUCAGGUGUGGGCAGUCACCUGGAGACUCCGCCCCCUGCGGCUCAGCAGGUGUUCUUCAUCGACGCACCUGAACCUGAGUCCCAGUGCGACCGGCUCUAGAUCUACACUGCUUUUUUCAUUCACUGUGUACAAAAUAAAAGUCUUUGUUUAUGUCAUAUAUGACCCCGGAGCAGAGAAGCAGCUGUAUUUAUAACAAUAACCAAUAAUACACUGCAUGGCUCAAAAUGACCCAUUUUUCCUUUAUGCCAAAAAAUGAAGAUACUUAGUCGAUUUCCUACCAUUAAUAUAUCGAUUUUCUCAAUAUUUACCUUUUAUGAUCAUAGUCUGAUCAUAGCAAACCAGAAAUACACAGAGAUGAUUUAUUCAUUUGAUUUCAAUUUAAAACUAUUGACCCUCAUGCUCCAGGGACACAUAUAUGUGUGGGUACUGUGUAUAAUUUAUUAUUAUUAUUAUUAUUAUUAUUAAACAUACAGCAUACAGUAGUG